AUGCCGUUUGCGCAACUAGUACUGGGCAGUCCUGGAGCAGGGAAGAGCACAUACUGCGAUGGAAUGCACCAGUUUCUAGGAGCCAUUGGACGUGCUUGUUCCGUGGUCAACCUGGACCCUGCCAAUGAGAACGCCAACUAUCCCAAAGCCAUCGACAUUCGCAGUGUAGCGAAGCUUGAGGACAUCAUGGCGAGAGACAGGCUCGGGCCCAAUGGCGGAAUAUUGUAUGCACUAGAAGAACUUGAACAUAACAUCGACUGGCUCGAAGAAGGUCUAAAAGAACUUGGAGAUGACUAUGUCAUUUUUGAUUGUCCAGGACAAGUUGAAUUAUACACGCACCACAGUUCUCUUCGCAAUAUCUUCUUGAGACUACAAAAGCUUGGUUACCGGCUUGUCGUCGUCCACCUCUCCGACUCCUUCUGCUUGACUCAACCAUCGCUCUAUAUCUCGAAUCUUCUUCUGUCAUUGCGAGCCAUGCUCCAGAUGGACUUGCCUCACAUCAACGUCCUGAGCAAAAUCGACAAAGUUGCUUCCUAUGACCCCUUGCCUUUCAAUCUUGACUUUUACACCGACGUACAAGAUGUAUCCUAUCUGAUGCCCUAUCUUGAGGAAGAGUCGCCCGUCAUGCGAAAUGAUAAGUUUGGGCGGCUCAAUGAGGCUGUGGCUAACAUGAUAGAAAGUUACGGGUUGGUUCGUUUUGAGGUCCUGGCGGUUGAAAAUAAGAAGAGCAUGAUGCAUCUUCUGAGGGUGAUUGAUCGAGCUGGGGGGUAUGUCUUUGGUACAGCUGAAGGGGCCAACGACACUGUCUGGCAAGUAGCCAUGAGGAACGAGUCGUCUAUGCUAGGUGCUCUCGACAUCCAGGAACGAUGGGUUGAUCAAAAAGCCGAUUACGACAGGCUCGAGCAAGAGGAAGAGGUGUUGAGAGAGGGAGCAGAAGAGCGUCCUGGCGAAGAUUUAUCGUCUGUUCACAACUCUCAAGGCUUCCGAGGAUCGAGCGUACAUGAUCCCGAUUUUGGGGAUAUGAAUGUACCGGCCAACAGCGGGGUGAAGGUAGUGCGCAAGACUUAA
This is a messenger RNA of Verticillium alfalfae VaMs.102, 1068 nucleotides long. Its product is annotated as ATP-binding domain 1 family member B. The record is from RefSeq and is a predicted model, not a curated record. The coding region runs from base 1 to 1068 and encodes 355 amino acids. Gene Ontology annotation, cellular component: cytoplasm. NCBI's taxonomy places the organism in Eukaryota, Fungi, Ascomycota, Sordariomycetes, Glomerellales, Plectosphaerellaceae. The transcript is spliced from 3 exons. Gene Ontology annotation, molecular function: GTPase activity.